Messenger RNA from Orussus abietinus, 1192 nucleotides. RefSeq lists its product as uncharacterized. Gene Ontology annotation, cellular component: nucleus; transcription regulator complex. NCBI's taxonomy places the organism in Eukaryota, Metazoa, Arthropoda, Insecta, Hymenoptera, Orussidae. The transcript is spliced from 2 exons. Gene Ontology annotation, biological process: regulation of transcription by RNA polymerase II. The coding region runs from base 197 to 952 and encodes 251 amino acids. The record is from RefSeq and is a predicted model, not a curated record.
CUGAACGGGUGGACCGUCACCGACACGGUGACGGAAGUGUGAGAAUACUUCCGUAUAUGUAUAUAUUUGAUAAUUUUUUAAAAUUAAUGAAAAACGGAUACCGAACCGAUGAAUACAUAAUUGCAACAAAAAAUUCCAACUGUUGCAUAAAUUGCAACAGUUUAAAUAUAGAUUGCUCGUUUUUCGUUCAUUUGAAAUGGACGAUGAGAAAUUAAUCGAAUACAUUCGCGAAUAUGAAGAACUUUACGAUUUAUCCCAUUCGCAAUAUUUAAAUGGGAAUAUAAAAAAUAAAAAAUGGGCCGAGAUAUCUAAUAAACUGAAACAACCAGUUGCCGCAUGUAAAUCUCGUUGGAAUAAUAUCCGGGAUAAUUUCCGAAAGUCAUUGAAAAAGCGAGGGGCCAAAAGCGGACAGGCGGGAGCAACAAAUAAGAGAUACAAAUACGAAAGUCAAUUGAGUUUUUUAGUGCCUUUUAUAAAAGAAAGAGAGACUUCGAGUAGUCUGAGCAACGUAGAGAGAACUACGGGCGAUGAAAAUGAUAAUUCCGAUAACGACGAAAACGACGACAUAGAAGAAGAUGAUCUGGACCAGGCGAUAAUAUCGAAAUCGGAGAUCGUGGAAACAAUAGACGAUAUGGAACAUGCAAACGAAAAUAUCGACUCUGACGUUAAAUCUUCAAAACUGACGUCGUCGUUGCAGUUUAAAAGAAAGAGGGCAAGGGGCACGAAAUCAAUAUUCAAGAAUCCAUCGGCAACGGUAUCGGCGACAUUGUUAAGAUACGUGCUUGAACAAAAGGAGAAAACGAAUCGACAACCAGUUCACCCAGUGGAUGCAUUUCUUGCAGGGAUUGCGCCAACAUUGAAAGCACUUAGUCCUUAUCACUUGAAUAUUGCCAAAUCGAAAAUAUUUAACACACUGCAAGAAAUAGAAUUGGAGCAAAUUAUGCACAUGUAACACAGAUCUGUUAUUCCAACAGAAGCAACACCAUCGCCAUCGCCUUGCCUAUUGUCUAGUUACUAGACAUCUCCACUAUCCAUUUCAACACCGAUCAUUUCUCCAAAAAUAAUAAACUCAACGAUUACAUGGCCUUCCAGAUACAUUAACUUUUAAGUAUUGCUCGAGUGCAUCAUUAUUGCAAUAUCCUCUUUCAAGAUGAAGAUAGCAAAUAAUUAUGUACGUUAAUAUAAACGUAAG